Molecule: messenger RNA, 1771 nt
Organism: Musa acuminata AAA Group (dessert banana)
Lineage: Eukaryota; Viridiplantae; Streptophyta; Magnoliopsida; Zingiberales; Musaceae
Exons: 4
Coding region: 428-1417 (329 amino acids)
Source: RefSeq, a predicted model, not a curated record
UACUAAGAAGAGAUCAGAUGAGGUAACAGCCCCUGUGAAUAGGUUCUCCAUCAUUCGGCUUUUGGUGAUAUUUGAUUGGGGAAGGACUGACGGCGGCGUUCACACUGGGGGGAGCGACCGAAGUCGGCUGAGGUGGCGGUGCCAGGAGAGGGACUGCCGCCGCUGGUGGCAGCGGGGCUGCUCCGGCGCAGUUGGGUGGCGCAGCUCUGUUCACGGCGACCGCUGUCAUCUCUCCGUAGAUUCCGUGACACCUGAACGACGGGCCGGCGGUGCAAACAUUAGGGCGCACCAGCAGCGCGCCGUUGAGGUACAGGUUCCUCCUCCCGCUGUUGUUCACUGUGAUCAUGGAAUCAGGUUCGUACGUGGGAACCAGAGUCCCCGAGGGGAGACGCCGCAGGUCGUCGAACAGCAGCAGGGAGGGGAUCGAAUGCCUGCCCAGGAACGCCACCACCUCGUUCUCCGGGAUGAGGAUCUUGGACAGCAUCCUGUCGCUGGGCAUCAGGAAGGUGGAGUUGUCGGGGACCUUGUCCUGCACCAUCUGGAUGAGCAUGGCGAAGGAGAAGUAGCUGGCGCGCUGCAUCUCCCGGACCGCCACUACGACGUCCCUGCCGUGCGGCGAAGCUGCAAUCGGGUGGUGGGACGAGGCCGCGGCGAGCAGGGAGAGCAGAGUGAUGGGGAGAAGGGAAGGAUUGAUUAUAGGGAGACGUCACACCUGCGUGCUGCGCCAACUACUACGAAGCUCAUGGCUUGGGCAUUGCCUUUCGACCUCGUUCCUUCGCAGGGCUUACAGGCAGGCGAAGUCCUCCUCGGCACCGCACCAUCGACCUCCUUCAUCUUCUUUCCCUCGACCUGGUUGCUGCGUUUCCUGUUAGGAGAAGCAGAAGUAGCGUCCCCUUCAUCAACCUCGACUUCCUCUGUAACUGAUCUCCGCCGCCGGGUCCUUGAUGCCACGCCACCAGCAUCCUCCCUCGGCCCCUUCAGCUGCUCCGCCGCGAUUCUAUCGAAUUCCUCCCCGAGCCUCCUCACCCUUUUCCUCUUGCCAUCACCAGAUCUACUUGGAGAGAAAGAAACCUUAAACUCACUCUUCCCUUGCUCCGACGCUACCACCUCCUCAUCAUCAUCGCCACCAGACGAGACCGAAUCGGGGGACGCAAGAUGGAGAGGCUUCCGGCCGGCGACUCUGGGCUUCGAAAUCAUCGACUUGGGUCUGACGGAGAGCACCGGCGUUCCUCGUUGCAUCUUCUCUUGCUGCGCGCGGAGCUUCUUGAUGGAGCCCUCGAUGCGGCCCUGGAGGCGGUGGCGGUUGAAAUUGAGGCCGCCCAUGGACCAGUGCGCCUCCUUCGCCCAGGAGAGGAAGGGGUCCAUGACGGGCACCGGUGGGUCCACCCGCUCGUCGUUGAACUUCACAUCAGCGUAGAAGCGAGGCCGCGGGAGGCUACUCCCGUAGAACCUCCCCGGACCCAACGCCACCACCAUUUACAGCGCGAGAGAGAGAGAGAGAGAGAGAGAGAGAGAGAGAGAUGCAUGAUAAGGAGAGCCUAAGCGUCUUAUAAAGGCAGGAAGGGGAGAUGGCGGGAAUGAUUGGCGCCACUCUCUUGGCGGGAUGAACCGAAGAAAUCCAAGUGAAGGCGCGAGGGGACGGCGGGAAGGUAAAUUUUCAACCUUUUCCCGGUAGACUAAUAAUGGUCGUUGGAUUGACUUGACGAUGUAGAACGAAUAUACCAAAUAGACGUCUAAUAAAUUGACACCUUCCGCGACACAUAGUUUUAGU